Molecule: messenger RNA, 1248 nt
Organism: Cicer arietinum (chickpea)
Lineage: Eukaryota; Viridiplantae; Streptophyta; Magnoliopsida; Fabales; Fabaceae
Product: NADPH-dependent aldehyde reductase 1, chloroplastic-like
Molecular function (GO): oxidoreductase activity
Source: RefSeq, a predicted model, not a curated record
AUAUGUUUACACCCUACAUAGCCACUUUGUUCGACAACAACCUUAAAAAAUCAUCUCCAAAUUUUCAACAACUCAUAACUAAGUCAUCUGUGAAAAUGGCUUCCGGUGAACAAAAGUUUCCUCCUCAGAAACAAGAGACACAGCCUGGCAAAGAACAUGCUAUGAAUCCAACACCCCAAUUCACUUGCCCUGAUUACAAGCCAUCAAAUAAGCUUCAAGGGAAAAUAGCAGUAGUGACUGGAGGUGACUCUGGAAUAGGACGUUCUGUAUGCAACUUAUUUGCAUUAGAAGGUGCUACUGUGAUUUUCACUUAUGUGAAGGGUCAUGAAGACAAGGACGCAAGGGACACACUUGAUAUGAUAAAAAUGGCAAAGACUGCAGAUGCCAAAGAUCCAAUGGCUAUACCAGCUGACCUUGGUUUUGAUGAGAAUUGUAAAAGAGUAGUGGAUGAGAUCAUCAAUACUUAUGGCAGAAUUGAUAUUCUUGUCAACAAUGCAGCUGAGCAGUAUGAGUGUGGUUCAAUUGAGGAGAUUGAUGAACCAAGACUUAUUAGGGUGUUCCAAACCAACUUCUUCUCCUAUGUCUUCAUGACUAGGCAUGCACUGAAGCAUAUGAAGGAAGGAAGCAGCAUUAUCAACACAACAUCAGUGAAUGCAUACAAAGGACACCCAACAUUGCUGGACUACACAUCCACUAAGGGUGCCAUUGUGGCCUUUACAAGGGCACUUUCACUUCAGCUGGUGAGCAAGGGAAUAAGAGUGAAUGGGGUUGCACCUGGACCUAUUUGGACUCCAUUAAUACCAUCCUCUUUCAAGGAGGAUAAGACUACUCAAUUUGGUUCUGAUGUGCCAAUGAAGAGAGCUGGGCAGCCUGUUGAGGUUGCUCCCUCCUUUGUGUUUCUUGCCUGUAACCAAUGCUCUUCUUACAUAACUGGCCAAGUCCUCCACCCCAACGGUGGAACCAUUGUGAAUGCAUAGGUGAUGCUUGAGAUCUGUGUGCAAUGUUUUUGCGGUUUUUGUGUACUUAAACUAUGUUAAGAAUGGCAGAGCGUAGUCAGCGUAGUAUAAAUGUAACUGCUGCUUGUUUGUACAUUUUGCUCUAAAAUGUAGAAACAUUAUAUAAUAAAUAAAUAAAAUAAUAUACUACAUGGAAGUAUGUGUUUUAGUAUGGGAAAUGCUAAUAUGUUAGCAUGACCCUUUUACUACACAUGUGGAUGUCAUAAUCAAAAUUGUGGUUUGACUGGUUGUA